CGGUGUGCGCGCGCCUGCUGUGUGGCGACGGGAGUGAUGGCUGGUCGCCGAGCUCUCCACUUCGUGUUCAAAGUGGGAAACCGCUUCCAGACGGCGCGUUUCUAUCGGGAUGUCCUGGGGAUGAAGAUUCUGCGGCAUGAGGAAUUUGAAGAAGGCUGCAAAGCUGCCUGUAAUGGGCCAUAUGAUGGGAAAUGGAGUAAAACAAUGGUGGGAUUUGGGCCUGAGGAUGAUCAUUUUGUUGCAGAGCUAACUUACAAUUAUGGCAUUGGAGACUACAAACUUGGCAAUGACUUCAUGGGUAUCACGCUCGCUUCUAGCCAGGCUGUCAGCAAUGCCAGGAAGCUGGAGUGGCCACUCACUGAAGUUGCAGAUGGUGUUUUUGAAACUGAGGCCCCAGGAGGAUUUAAGUUCUAUUUGCAGAAUUGCAAUCUGCCUCAGGCAGAUCCUGUAUUAAAAGUAACUCUAGCAGUGUCUGAUCUUCAGAAGUCCUUGAACUACUGGUCUAAUCUACUAGGAAUGAAAAUUUAUGAAAAAGAUGAAGAGAAGCAAAGGGCUUUGUUGGGCUAUGCUGAUAACCAGUGUAAGCUGGAGCUACAGGGCAUCAAGGGUGCAGUUGAUCAUGCAGCAGCUUUUGGAAGAAUUGCCUUUUCUUGUCCCAAAAAAGAGUUGCCAGACUUAGAAGACUUGAUGAAAAGGGAGAACCAGAAGAUUCUGACUCCCCUGGUGAGUCUGGAUACUCCAGGGAAAGCAACAGUACAAGUAGUCAUUCUGGCCGACCCUGAUGGACAUGAAAUUUGCUUUGUUGGGGAUGAAGCAUUUCGAGAACUUUCUAAGAUAGAUCCAGAUGGAAGCAAAUUGUUGGAUGACGCAAUGGCGGCUGAUAAAAGUGAUGAGUGGUUUGCUAAACAAAAUAAACCAAAGGCUUCAGUUUAAUGGAUGACAUCAUGUGGAACAAGCAUCUGUGAUUCCUGUCCAGCACCUCUGAGGCCUGAUGUGUUUGUCCGUGAUACUUUUAAACUUGGUUGUUUCCUGUAUAAGCAAGGAGGCUUGGGUGGUGAAGAUUUGUGUAUUUCAAUCUUUGAAAGUUCUGGUAUGUUUUAGAAAUGAAAUCCAAUUAUCAUUCGUCCAGGUAAAGAGAACCCUUGCUGUAAUCUGCACUGUCACUGGAAUGGCACAUUCUGUGUGUAACUGUAUUAGAUUACUUACUGUAUUGGAUUAUCCCCAGACUGGAAUAGCUGUAUGCGAUAUCAUAAUGGUAAUACUCCUAGCAUCUGGUAAUAUGCUGUUCUAAUAUCUUACUCUGGUAGAUGUUGACAUUUAAAAUUUUUUUUUUUUAAUUUUGUUUCUUGGACCAACAGAAUCAGUUAACACUCCUGUCUUACUUGCUUUUACAUUUUGAGUAGCCAGAGAAAACAUACAGGAAGGAUUUAAUGUGUGUGUUGCUACAUAACUAGCUCUUUGCUAGUUUCUUUAAAUUUUUUAAACUCCUCACAUUAAAGAAGAUGAUGUUAGAUUUUAAAAUGGAUUAGAUAAUUUCAGCCUGAAAAAAAAAAAUGGGUUUUAUUUGGUGGCUGGCAAGUACAUGGAUCCGAACCUUUGACCCUGGUGUUAUAAUACUGCACUCUAAUCAACUGAGCUAACUGGCCAGCCCCCAUGUUUUUUUUUAAUAUUGUAGUUUUCUCUUUGGUUCUAUAGAACAAUCAGGUUUUAAUAACUAGAAACAGAAUUGUAUUGGGUAUAUUCAUUAGAGUAUGCUUCCAAAAUCAAGCUGUUAGACCAGUCUCUAAGUCUCAUUAUUUAAAGUGGUGGCCAGGUUCAAAUUUUAGGAAUAAACUGAGGAGAUUGGAAAGGACUGACUCAGGGGAUACUAGUUCCACAGUAACAUAUAUAAAAUCACUUAUAAAUCAUAACCUUUGUUGUUCUCCCUUACUGGGAGGGUGGGCAUAGAAAUUUUGGGGGGAUUUCCAAGUUACUUUCUUAAAGGGGCAAUCUUACCUUCCCUGAGAGAAAAAAAAAUCCUUGUCUGGCUCCACACUUUUCAUUCAACUUAAAUUCCCUAUCUUAGGGAAUCAGUCAUGAGUUUAAAAGCAAACCAAGUUAUAUAUGUUCCUCCACUAGGUAACUGGUUCAUUUUUUUUCUAUACAUGGGGAAAUUAUUAUGUGAAUAUUGAAUAAUCAGAUAAACUUCUGUCUCUGUAGACUAUGAUUUGUUAAUUCUUAGAUUUUCUAUUGGAUUAUUAAUUCUUGGUAUUUAUCCCUAGUAAUGCUGUUCUUGUGAAAAGAAACUACUUUUCCCAGUCUGCUCUAUUGUACCUUCUAAGUUUGUUAUAGUAAAAUAAGUGGUUUAUGUAAGUACUGAGUGAUUAAAUAACACUUACUGGUUUCUUUA
Molecule: messenger RNA, 2389 nt
Organism: Cynocephalus volans (Philippine flying lemur)
Lineage: Eukaryota; Metazoa; Chordata; Mammalia; Dermoptera; Cynocephalidae
Gene: GLOD4
Product: glyoxalase domain containing 4
Exons: 9
Coding region: 37-933 (298 amino acids)
Source: RefSeq, a predicted model, not a curated record